AUGGCUAUGGCUGCUCCUUCAGCAGCAGCUGUAACGGACCCAGGACUCUGGGAAAUCUUCGGGGCCGGGGAAGGGCCGAGUCCCGCACAGUCUGCGGCUCCGCGAAAGUCCGGGGGCUGGUGCGGGCUCCCCGACGGUGCAGAAGCUGGACCAGCAGCCGCCGCAGCCGCAGCUGAGGAGGGAAUCCCGGGGCCCGAGCGCGCGCUCACUUGGCUCUGCUCGGAGCACCACAACCGGACGGUCGAGCUGUUCUGCAGCCGCUGCAGACGCUGCGUGUGCGCCCUAUGUCCGCUUCUGGGUUCGCACCGCGGCCACCCAGUGCGUUUAGUCCACGAGGAAGUGGCCUUCAAGCAGAAAGACAUCGAAAAGUGCUUGAAGCAGCUAGCCUUGAAGAAGAAACAGGAAGAUGGCAACAUCAUCAAAGUCAACAAGGCUGCUGAUGAUCUGAAGGAACAUUCUGAGGCUACUAAAACCUGGAUAACAGGGAAAUUUACUGAACUCCGGUUAUUACUUGAUGAAGAGGAAGUGACUGCAAAUAAAUUCAUUGACAGAAACACCCAACAGGCAUUUAGAACAUAUGACGAGCAAGUGGAAUUGUGUCAAGAACGAAUUAACAGCAUAAACAACCUUUCCAGGAAGAUACAAAGAAUACACCAACAGCACGAUCCUAUUCAGUUGCUACAGGAUUAUACAGCAUCAGAAAAGGAAAUGAUGCAGCAAAUGAUUCCUGCAGAAUUAUGUCAUCCAAUUCCUGUCACGUUUGAGCAUGUGAAGACCUAUUAUAGGAACUUAGCAACAGCCGUUUUUACCACUCUGAAGAUGCCAUUAGAAGUCCGCCUUAAAGAAGAUACCUGCAGCCAGCUUUCUGUAUCUUCCAAGUCAAAACCUGGUACAAUGCUAAAAACAACAUCUACACCUGAGCGUUCGCUCUUCUUAAAAUAUGCCAGAAUCCCAACCCUGGAACCAGAUACUAUGCAUCCCCGGCUACGAUUGUCUGAUGACCGGUUGACAGUGACCUGUGUUUUGAUGAGCAAGAUUCAAUUAUGUAAUCCCCAGAGGUUUGAUAAACUGUGGCAGGUGCUGAGCCGGGACUCUUUCUUUUCUGGGAGUCAUUAUUGGGAGGUAGAUUUACUCAAGGCUGGGAUAGGAUGGUGGAUAGGGGUGGCGUAUUCUUCUAUGGAACGCAAAGGAAAUUCUGAAGCUAGUCGUUUAGGGUUUAAUCGAGAGUCUUGGUGUUUAAAAAGAUUUGAUCUGGAAUACUGGGCAUUUCAUAAUGGAGAAAGGACACGCAUAACAAUAGAUCAUGAUCCUGAAAGGAUUGGAGUUUUUCUAGACUAUGAGGCUGGAAUUCUCUCUUUUUAUGACAUAACAUGUGGCAUGACACAUAUGCAUACAUUUCAUUCAAGGUUCCAAGAACCACUUUAUCCAGCACUGAGGCUAUGGGAAGGAUCAGUAACCAUCCGUAAAUUGCCAUAGGGCCCUCACUAAUCCCAGGAGAUGAUUGGCCCCCAUGUAAGUGAUGAAGGGCACAGGAAGAACUCUCUUUGCAGACAUAUACCUGGUACUGUGAUGAUAAUAAUAAUGAACAACAUUUGUAUGACACUUUAAAGUUUGCAAAGUGAUGAUAAAUCUAUAUAUAAAUUAUUUCAUUUGAACCUCACAAUAACCCCAUGAGGUAGGUACUCUGCAUAUCAUUACCCCAUUUUACAGAUGAGGAAAUUGAGACCCAGUGACUUCCUUGUGGUCACACGGUUAAAGUAAGAGAGGAGAAAUUUGAAGUCUCGUCUUCCCAACUCCAAGUUCAGCACUUUAUCCCCUGUGCUUUCCUGAGAGUAGGAACCUUAAACCCACUGGCUGUUUUUCAGCCCCCUACCACCCCUUAUCCUUUUGUCUAAUCAAACAUAUAAUCAGAUAAACAAGUCUCUGAAGAAAAACAAAGAUUUGAAUACUGUUGGCAUAAAUAGAUUCUGUGAUAUGUUUAAAGCUAACAUGAAGUUUGAAGCCAUUGCUUUAGGCAACCAGGUUGUAAUGGCAUAUGGGUAUGUCAAGUGGAGUAGUAAUUCUAGGGAGGCCAGGUAAUAAUGUUUAUUACUACAAACUAGUAGUGAUACUAAUAAUUAUUAGCAUUAACAUUACUAGUAAUGUUAUUAUACUAGGUGGUAAUGUCAAUACUCUGUAAAAAUGUUAGGGCAUAAAACAAAGAAAAAAGAUUAAAAGAGAUUAGACCCAUAAUAUUCAAUCCAUACUUUACAACUUAGGCCUUGGCAGAAUGCAGUGUAUUUAGCUUAACCUUGGUCCUGGAAUGGCUAUCUCACUGCUUUGUGCUGAUGUUUUACUCAUCUGACCAAAUUGCUUAUGGAGAUAAAAGGAGGCACCAGAAAUGCAAUAUUGUACCAGGACCACCAGUAGUUUGUAUAACUGUAGACUAGAAACUAAACAAAAACUAAAAUGUAACCAGUUUUAGGUUAAGAGACUCUUGAGUAUAGGUCAUUCUAAUCAGGGAUGCUAGGAUCUGCCAAGCAGAUGAGCAAAAUCAGGAAAAUUAAGGAAAAAUCCUCCCGUAGGAAAGCAAGUACACUGAUUUUUUUGUGAUGUAUGGUUUCUAUAAGGGACUUAACAGCUUUUGACCUUUACUCAUUCAGGACUACCAACCUGGGCAAACAAAUUACAAGACUUGAUUCAAUAAAGCAAAUGAUUCUUUCUUGUGUCUUGAAACCUAACAUGUCAUACUCCUUAGCUCUCUAGGAUGGAGAAGUUGCACACAUGGGAUUUAAGGUUACUAUAAAGCUCUAUUUAAGAUGCCCAAAUUUCAGCCUAGCAUUUAUAAAGAAGGGCCUGAAAAGAAAGAAAAAAAAACACAAAUAAGAUGAAAAAAAUAAAUUAAAACUAAACAAAAUAAAGAAAAGGAAGGGGAAAAAUGAGCUUUCUCUCAGAGGAAAAGUCUAAUCUCAAAUUAGUUCCCAGAGUAUGUGGAGCUCUCCCAACAGGGAUUAGGUUCCUAAUCUAUGGGCCAAUUGAAAGACCUCACCACACAUGCAUGCACACAAACAUGCCUAAGUGAAAAGCCAAACUGCCUUGAGUGAAAAUUCUAACACAUAAGACAAUCCCAUUUGGGAUAACAGUUUCCCCUAAUGGAUUGUGUACCAGUGUAUAGAGCAAGCCAAAUAAAGGCCCAGAAUGCCUCUACAGGUCCCUACAACACAUAGAACUCUCCAUUUUCUCCACUGGAUCCCUUCAACAUUAACAGGACAUUCCAAAUGAAAGUCCAAACCCAUCCAAUUAUAAGACAAGCAUACUAGCUCAAAAAGAAAGCAUGCAAAGUGAGAUGAGCCCCAAAUAGUGUAGGGCUCCAAAAGAGAAUUGUGUUCAAGGUUGAUGAGAGUCAGUCCUUCAGAUCCUGGAAGAUGUCCCCAAAUGUAACAACUAAUUUUACAGGAGCCUGUAGGGUCCCUCUUUCCACUCAGGGCAGCAUGCUUUGGCCUCUGACCUAUGAAGUCAUUUGUGGUCACUGCACUGAUCACAGCCUUUGAGUCUUAAAAGAUGUUGUUCUUUAUGGUGAUAUAGUUAAUGUAUAAAUUAUUCUCAAGGUUCUGCUCAGUUCACUCUUCAUCAGUCCCUAACUAGCUAUUAUUAUCAUCUGAAUCCAUCCCUUUUGCCAUUUCUUACAGCUCGAUAAUAUUCCAUUACAUUAAUAUAGCAUAAUUUGUUUAAUCAUUCCCUAAUUGAUGAGCGCAUGCUUUGUUUGAAGUUUAUUGUUGCUACCAAAAGUACUGCUAUGAAUAUUUUUAUACAUAUGAGUCCUUUCACUGCUCAACUCUGACAACAAAUGACCAAAGAGUCACAAAAGUUUUGCAACCACUGUUAACUCUAAAAAUACCAAAGAGCUCACACAGGUUAUCACGACUACAGUUAACUGAAAAAUAAAAUAAAGCAAAAUAAAACCAAAGAACUAACAAUGAUCAUAAGCAAAAAAAAAUCUUCUUUAUUCCAUUGGAGGUAGGAAACUAGAUGCAUGUGCCAGGACCUCCUCUAGUUAGGAGACCCACUUUUGUGUGGGAAAAUCUCAAUUUGUAUAUACUGGUGACCAUGCAGUGAGUUGUAUCCCUGACAAUGAGGGGUAAUGGCGACAAUGAAACAAGUUUGAUUCAUAGCAGGGCUUCAUGACCAGGACAUGGGUACUAUAAGUACUUGUCCCAGCUCAGAGACCACCUGGUGCUGGUGUGAAACAGUUCUGUGAUUUUUCUGUGGCUGAGUUCAUCUGGAGGAUUAGUGCAAAGAAUUGUUGUUUUGCCAAAGCUCAGAGCAUAGCUUGCUUCCUGGGCUUCAGCCCUGGAAGAUAGGGUGUUUCCUAAUACUAAAAAGAAAGGAGUUAAAAGAGAGGGGUGAUCUUGGCAUGGGGAUCCUGAUACCCUCUUUGAUCUUUUUGAAGUACAGGCUUAAUUGUGGCAUUGCUGAAUCAAAGCAUAGGCACAAUUUAGUGUGUGUGUGUGGGGGGGGGGUUCAGUAUAGUUUUAAAUUGCUUUCUAUAAUAACUAAACCAGUUCACAACUCCAACAAUGGUUCAUUACAAUGCUUAAUCUCCCAUGUACCCUCCAACAAUUGUUUGUUUCCUUUUUUGGUCAUCUUUGCCAGUCUGAUAAGAGUGUGGUGGGACCCUAGGGUUUUCAUUUACAUUUCUCUUAUUAGUCAUUUCAUACAUUUUUUUUCACAUGGUUGUUGAGAGCUUGUUUUCAUUCUUUUAAGA
Molecule: messenger RNA, 4744 nt
Organism: Dromiciops gliroides (monito del monte)
Lineage: Eukaryota; Metazoa; Chordata; Mammalia; Microbiotheria; Microbiotheriidae
Gene: TRIM14
Product: tripartite motif containing 14
Exons: 6
Coding region: 1-1476 (491 amino acids)
Biological process (GO): innate immune response
Molecular function (GO): protein binding; zinc ion binding
Source: RefSeq, a predicted model, not a curated record